This is a messenger RNA of Habropoda laboriosa, 2969 nucleotides long. RefSeq lists its product as uncharacterized. Gene Ontology annotation, molecular function: clathrin binding. Lineage: Eukaryota; Metazoa; Arthropoda; Insecta; Hymenoptera; Apidae. The transcript is spliced from 8 exons. Gene Ontology annotation, cellular component: trans-Golgi network membrane; AP-1 adaptor complex. Bases 171 to 2612 code for a protein of 813 amino acids. Gene Ontology annotation, biological process: intracellular transport. The record is from RefSeq and is a predicted model, not a curated record.
GUUUCCGAUCUUGAUUGCGCGAUUAAAUGGUGUACAAUGAUUAAUUAAACAUAAUCAACGUAUUCUCGAUGCGUUUUAUUCGAAAUUUUUUUCCAUUAUCGAUAGAAUGUACCUAACCUAAUUAAAUUUGACAUAUGCUCGUCGUCGCGGUAAAAGAAUCCCAAUGAAGAAUGGCGUUUCCACCACUAGUUAGUUCUACACCCCCUCCUCUGGAUAAUUUUGGAGAUUCAGAAGAAGAUGAAUUUGGGGAUUUUACAACUGGAGGCAUAGAUGGUUUAUCUGUAUCAUCAGAUUCACCACACAAACUUGUAACACCGAUACAAACACCUUUAUCAUCUCAAAAUACCUCACCAAAAGUAAAUGGCAUUCCAGAAACUUCUGAUAAUUCUCAAACAACCAUUGUUUCAAAACCAACAAUUGCAGAAGAUCUUUUAAUUCUCGAGAAGAUAAAUGACACAGUGAGUGACAUUAAACUGAAGACAAAAGUAGAGAAUGUUGAUGAAAUAAUAGCAGAAGUAGCAAAUGAUAACAAAAAAAGUUCAGAAAAUGUUAAUAAUAACAAUAAGGAAGACAGUUUGGGAAGGGGGUGUUUCGGUGGAGUUGGUAUGGUCAGUGAAGGCAGUAAUUUUGGAGAAAGUGAACAGGAUGCUUCACCUAAUCAUUUAGAAGAUAUAGAGCCUUUAAGUUUAGAUUUAGGAGAUCCAACUGCUGCUCCUGAAACAACACAGUCAAUAGAUGAGGUUUUUUAUGAGUAUGAACAAUUCGAGGCUCCACAAAAUUGGGUUCCAAACAAUGAUAUGUCAAAUGUUUAUAAAGCAGAUUAUUUUAAAUUUAAAGAAACUGAAGAUAUUUCAAAUAAUGUGAACAGUUUAAAUAAAGAUUCUAAUGUAGAUGAUAAGAAAGACUUAAGUUUGGAUUUUGAAGAUUCUAUUGAAAAGUCAAAAUUGGAAGCUCAAUUUGUAGAAAAUCUAGAUGUGCCUAAUGAAAAAGAAGUCUUUGCAUUUGAAGUUAAUAACUCAAAAUUCGCAAACUCAGUUGAACACUCAAUUUUUUAUGAUCCUGUAAAGAAAAAUCUUCUAAACGUUGAUGAUUCAAAAUACAAGUUUUUACCCAAAAAUCAAAUGGAAAACGAAAUUGUCAAGGACAUCUAUCAGUUUUCUAAGAAUGAAAAUGUUCAAAUUAAGAAUGAUUUUCCAUCUUCUGCACCACUGCCAGAUAUUUCCAGGUGUUCUAGCGAAGAAUUUGGUGACUUCAAGUAUGAUUCUAUAUUGGAAACUUCUAAUGCUAUUCAGGUUGAGUUUCCUGAUUAUUCAGUAGAAACCAAUAAGGUGAAAGGCGAAACGUUGGUUCAGGAUGAUGAUUUUGGCGAUUUCACUAAUUUUUCGGAGCAAACGCAAUUUGUAAAGCCUGAUGAAACAAAUGUACCUGAUAAAGAUAACGAUGUCGAUGAUUUUGGGGACUUUAAUGAUUUUGAAUCAGCCUCUGAACAACCUGUAGUAGAACAACCACAGAUUAACUUGAAAGAAUCAAUUUGUCAGAUAGAAAAUAAAAAUGCUGCUAACAAAAUAGAGGACAUUAUAACAACAAUGUUUUCUAUGGAUUCAGUGCAAUGUGAGAUAGAAAUACAAUCAUUGAUAAGCCAGGUAGAUAAAGUCUGGCAGAGUAUAAAAAAUGUUGAGGAAACAAAUGCUUUGACAUAUCAAUGGGCAAAUAGUUCCAGUAACAAUGUAUUGUUAAAUUCUCUUGGCAUUGAUUCACGUAAUAUUUUAUUUGGUCCAAGAUGGAAUCCAAAUGUCCCCAGAUUUGCUGCUAAUCUUGGUUUUACUCCAUUGGAACCAAUCAAAGCCACAGCUGAUCCCCAACCAGCUGUUACAUCAAAUAUCAAUAAAACUCAAACUUCAACCAACUUAGAAGAAGUACCUGCUGCUCAAUUCGAUUGGAAUAGUUCGGGGCUUGUUAAUCCCUUAGAAGCUAGUGGUGGGUUAUCUGCUCUUCUACCUCUGGACUUUUUGUGUCCUUUCGAUCCUCUACUAACAUCCCACAGCUCCACCAACUCUGAAUCCUAUCGUCGACCGAGUAGCACAAGGAAUCCUAUUAAUCAUCAUGUCCCAGAUAUAAACCGAGAACGUUGCAAUUCGGUGUCCAAAGUGGAGACGAUAGACCCUUUGGAAAAUGAAGUUAUGAAAUCACAGAAACGUUCACAGCCUUCGAAGAUGAUCGAGCCUCUGCCAGCCCCUCGUGUAUCAGAGUGGAAGAGAAGAACGGACCUUGAUCUAGGGCAAAGAAAGAGUACAGGUGUCCAGAGGAAUAUUUCAAUGGAAAAGCAAUACACAACCGAGAGACAGUAUUCAUGUACCGAUAGACAGUAUUUGUCCACUGAAAAGUCAACUUUAGGAGACUAUCGUAGCAAGUCUGUGAACAAGAGAUCUGGAUCAGAACACGUGGUGAUGGACAGAUAUGGUCGAGUAAUGCCUAUUCAACCGGAAACAUCUAGAGUAUUAAACCGAUUACCGGAUUUGUCAUUCCUGAGCGCUAGAACUUUAAUGCUUGAUCGCGAACACAAGCAGAUCACUUGCGAAAUGGGUGUUAUAAGUCGUAAGAUGCCCGGCUGAGUAACGUCGGUCUGAGCGCGAGUUUGAAAGGUCAAGAACAUUUUCGAUGGAUAUCUCUGUCCUCUGUGGACGCAUCGACGAGACGUACAAACGAAGCAGAAACGACGUUCCGUAUUAAACCUUUCAAACCCGCGCUUGGACCGACCUUCGAUCCUAACCUAUUUCCCCCUGAAGAAACACCGACUGAUAAAGUAUUCUGUACUUUCUAUUCAAAAAAAAUACAAAAGAGACUCUGUAUGGAGUGUACUGAAUAGUGGAUGUCUACAGUACACUCUGAAAUACAGAUUUUCUAUCAUUUUUGCACGAUAAGAUGGUGACGUAGAACAUUUUCAUUUUGUUCACGCAAUGGAGUCACGA